Molecule: messenger RNA, 2015 nt
Organism: Salvia splendens (bonfire salvia)
Lineage: Eukaryota; Viridiplantae; Streptophyta; Magnoliopsida; Lamiales; Lamiaceae
Product: amino acid permease 6
Exons: 5
Coding region: 122-1522 (466 amino acids)
Source: RefSeq, a predicted model, not a curated record
CCUACCCACCAAUUUGGUGAUCUUUGGCGUUAGCUUGGAUUUUGUAUUAAUUAAUGUUAGUUCUAAUACUACAGCAAAUCUCAGAGUGAAAAAUCAUUAUUGGAUAGUUGUAGAGAGAAUUAUGAAUGUAGAAGGUUCGAACAUCGAAGCCCCGCCGGGAAAUGAUGCAUCCAAAUUUGAUGAAGAUGGCCAUCCAAAAAGAACUGGAACGGUAUGGUCAGCAGGGGCCCACAUAAUAACAGCAGUUAUCGGGUCGGGUGUAUUGACGUUGGCAUGGGCCAUCGCACAAAUGGGCUGGAUGGCUGGGCCCAUUGUUCUCAUCGCGUUCUCAAUUAUCACUAUGUUCACCUCGACCUUACUCGCUGACUGUUAUCGCGCCGCUGACGGCACCAGAAAUUACGUCUACAAAGACGCCGUCAAAUCCUAUCUAGGAGGCAUUAAAUAUAAGUUUUGCGCGGUGGUUCAAUACAGCUAUCUUGUCGGUGUGACGAUUGGAUACUCGAUCACAACCGCUAUCAGCUUGGUGGCGAUGAAAAAAUCAUUGUGCUUUCACAAACAUGGACACAACCAUGAUUGCACAUUGUCCAACAAUCCUUUCAUUGUGCUAUUCGGAUUGAUACAAAUAGCUCUGUCCCAAGUCCCCAACUUUCACGAGCUCGCAUUUCUCUCCUUCAUCGCGGCCAUCAUGUCGUUCAGCUACGCCUCCAUCGGCCUCGGCCUCUCCAUCGCCAAAAUCACGGGGAAAAAACGCGCCACCACCAGCAUCACUGGGAAACCAAUCACAGAUUCCUACUCCGCCGAGGAGAAGAUGUGGAGCUGCUUCGCUGCGAUCGGGAACAUGGCGUUCGCCUACGCCUUCGCCGUCGUCCUGAUCGAGAUCCAGGACACGAUCCGAUCAGGAGCGCCGGAGAGCAAGGUGAUGAAACGCGCCUCCGUCGUCGGAAUCCUAAUCUCGACGGUUUUCUACAUGCUGUGCGGCGCGCUAGGGUAUGCCGCCUUCGGCAACGCCGCGCCGGGGAACUUCCUGACCGGGUACGGCUUCUACGACCCGUACUGGCUGAUCUUAACGGCAAAUCUGUUCAUCGCCAUCCACCUGUUCGGAGCGUACCAGGUUUUCUCCCAGCCGGUGUUCGGGGCGGUGGAGGGGUGGUGCAGGCGGCGGUGGCCGGGGAACACGUUCGUGAGCAAGGAGCACAAGUGGGGGAGAUUGAGGGUGAAUUUUUUUCGGGUGGUGUGGCGGAGUGGGUACGUGGUGUUCACGACGCUGGUGGCGAUGCUGCUGCCGUUUUUCAAUGAUUUCGUGGGGCUGCUGGGUGCGAUAUCGUUCUGGCCACUAGCGGUGUUCUUCCCCAUCGAGAUGUACAUGGUGAGGGCAAAGAUCUCGCGGUGGUCGUGCCGGGGGUUCUUGCUGCAGGUUCUUAGCGGAUUCUGCCUUGUGGCUUCGCUGCUCGCUGGCGCCGGGUCUAUUAGGGGGCUUGUUCACUCCCUCAGAAAAUUCGAGCUUCUGCAGUCGCGAUCCUGAUUGUUGGAUUUGUUGACAUUAAUAAAUUAAAUCAUUUCUGCUCUGUAUUUGUAUAUAUGUGAUCCUCCCUUAUACUGAUUGAACUCAACAUUUGUAAUUAAUUGGUCACUGAAAUAUUGUCAACUUUGGAGUACUAUCGGUUACAACCAGUGACAGGAGCCACGUUGGGCCCCUCAGCCAUUUUCCUUUUACCUAUAUGGAGUAUAACAAUGAUCAAGUACUGUUGUAGCUCAGCUGGUUCCUCCCUCCGUCUACCACCUGGGUGAUUAGAGCCUCCUCACAGGCGCAGAUUUGUUUCCUUUUUAUACUCUCCAUUUCUCUUUUAUGUUUAAUAUCCUAAUAUGUACUUAUAAUAUUAGUAUAAAUUUAUAUUUAUUCCUUUCUUUUCUUUAAUUUAAAAUUUUUAAUCUGUACAUAUCUAUGAAUAAAAAAUAUUUAUUAUCCCAUAAAUAUGUAACUACUAUAAUACUAGCAUCAUUAAUUUUCAUUUUUA